UGCGAGAUGAAUGAAGUUUUUGGGAUUUGCAAAGGAGUUUGGGUGGCCUGGAAUUCGGUUUCGCGCUCAGCAUUGAACCGGAUAAAGAGAGUAAUCUUCGAGUUAGUGAUUGAAUCCCAUAGAUUAGGUGAAAUACAGAUGGCGAAUGCUGAAAGCAGUCCUGAGAAAGAAAUGGUCACACAGUUCCACAAGAAUGCUGCUACAGGAGAUACAGAAAAAUUGUCAACUAUGUUAAAUUAUUCUCUGUCUCUCAUCAACAAAGUGGAUGAAAAAGGCUGGACCGCCUUGAUGUAUGCUAGCAGGAAUGGACAUUCUGAAGUUAUUCAGCUGCUUCUUGAAAAAGGGUGUGAUAAGUCUAUUUCAAAUAAUUCAGGACAAACAGCACUGGAUAUUGCAGAAUUCUGGGGACACAAGCACAUUGCUGAUUUGUUGGCAAACCCUAAAUCUGAUGCUAGAUCAAGGAUGUGGUAUGAUGGCCCAGAAGAAAAUGAGAAUUAUUUUGGCAGAACUUUGCUCAAUAGAUUAAGUGUAAAAAGGACCAAUUCUGAUUGGAUAAAAAACAAACAGAUACAGCCAACCACUGUCUACAUUUUAUUUUCCAAUCUAAAUCCAUUAGUUAUUUCAGCAAAAUGUGAAGACUCUGGAAAAACUGGCUUCCACCUCUGCAGAUUGCAGUACGAUGAUGUGGAACAGCUCUUGGCCAAUCCAGAAGUCACUUCAGUUUUCCUUGGAGCAGAGCUACAGGGUGGAGCUUGUACUAAAGUUGCAGUAGGCAGUGCCUUAGCAGAAGAUAAUGGGCUUAUUGCUUGGUUUGCAGUAAAUGCAGAAUUUGUUGCUCCCGAAAACUUUAGGGUUAAAUACCCAGAUUGUCGUUUUCUCCAGCCACUCAUCCCACAUCUAUUGAACUUAAAUAAGGAAGAAGCCGGUGUGGUGGCACAGGCCAGAUCUGUCCUUGCCUGGCAUAGUCGGUACAAGUUCUGUCCUACCUGUGGAAGUAACACAGAAGUUCAAGAUAAUGGUUAUAAGAGGAUAUGCUUGCAGGAAAAUUGUCCAAGCCUCCAAGGAAUCCAUAAUACUUGCUAUCCACGUAUCCAGUUGUAAUAAUGCUGGUCAUCCAUCCUGAUGGCAACAGUUGUCUUCUUGGAAGACAGAAACAUUACCCUCCAGGAAUGUUUUCGUGUCUGGCAGGAUUUAUUGAACCAGG
Messenger RNA from Rhincodon typus (whale shark), 1204 nucleotides. RefSeq names its product nudix (nucleoside diphosphate linked moiety X)-type motif 12. Gene Ontology annotation, cellular component: cytosol. The coding region runs from base 7 to 1101 and encodes 364 amino acids. Gene Ontology annotation, biological process: NAD+ catabolic process; NADP+ catabolic process. Gene Ontology annotation, molecular function: protein binding; metal ion binding; NADH pyrophosphatase activity. The transcript is spliced from 5 exons. NCBI's taxonomy places the organism in Eukaryota, Metazoa, Chordata, Chondrichthyes, Orectolobiformes, Rhincodontidae. The record is from RefSeq and is a predicted model, not a curated record.